This is a messenger RNA of Symbiodinium natans, 496 nucleotides long. The record is from the annotation of a GenBank genome assembly. NCBI's taxonomy places the organism in Eukaryota, Dinophyceae, Suessiales, Symbiodiniaceae.
GUCGCCGAGGCCGCCGCAUUCGACAUCGUGUCCCCCGAUUCCACAAGUCCAGCCGCGUGCUGGCUCCAGCAGCUCCGUCAGAAGCGUGCGAGCCGAGGACGGCAACCGGCUUCUGAUGGACGCCCAGUCGCAGUGUGCACCCAGGAAGGUCACGAAGCUCAUGCAGGUGCUACCCGAAGGAGAACCGACCGUUCUGCCCCAGCAAUCUGAUGCGAAAGAAGCCGGAUGCUUGUCGGUGAAGCAGGUUGUUGCCGAGCGGGCGGCGCACCUGUCCAGGCUGCGAUCGGCAAGCUGCACCUUCGAGGUCGCCCUGCCAUCGUUGCUCCAGGGCCAAGGAUCAGGUUUUGGCUCCUGCUGCUUCAAGUUUUGGAGGGGUGUGCUAGCGGUCUGCGGAGCAUCCGCAAUGUGGGACUCUUCCCGAACAGAUGCAGCACAGAGAUGCCGGCACUUCUUGCACGUGGCUGUCACCGUCGUCCUUUCCAUUCUGGCAGUUUUG